Amoebophrya sp. A120 is the source of this 8942-nucleotide messenger RNA. NCBI's taxonomy places the organism in Eukaryota, Dinophyceae, Syndiniales, Amoebophryaceae. The record is from the annotation of a GenBank genome assembly.
AAGACGAAACGGACAGCGACGUUAACGUUUUGUUUGUAUUCGGAAAGAGAACAACAAGGCUCGGGAAAAGAACAGUACGAAGUUCAUCCUCGUAUUCAAUUUCAUCCAUCGGUAGGACUUUUGAUGUUAAAAGAGCCCGCUCCUUAUGACGUUCUCAAAAGGGAAUCCAUACUCACUCCUGUAGGAUGUCAUCAAUUUUUGGCAUAUAAGAUUCUUCUCUUGAUGUCGAAGUAGAUGAACCAAAAAGUUAAAGAACUCAACUACGAAUAGGAGAAAAAAUCAAACCCACACGACGAUAAUAUCAUCUUCGCGAGUUAUUAAACUUCAGUUAGUUAUAACCAGAGGCAAUUUAUUGCAUAAAAUGGCUGAUCAGGCAAGAGCCGAAAGGGGGUCCCCUGCACCACCCCCGCAGGCGCACCACCCAAGAACGCCGGGAGCAGCAGCAGCAGCAGCAGGCACCCCGCCUGCAGCCGCACGACCCGGGCUGUCGGAAGAAGAUGUUGGGGGCGAGGAAGCCGAAGCCAUCGCAUGUAAUGAUCAUGUCGGGGCGGCUUCUUCGUCGUCUGGUGAUAUAAUUGUGCAGGGUCCUUGUGGUCCAGAGGACGUGCGAGCUGGGCCACAGGGAGCAGCUCCUUUUCGUUCGUGUGCAGCAGAAGAGGAGAGGAAUAUUCAAGCAUUAGAGGUGGAAAAACAAGGUCGACACUGUGAACGUCAAGACGAUGUUGAAGGGGCCUCUACAGGUACAACAAUAACAUAUCAGGCCAAGAACAAGAACAUCGAGGACCAUCCUGGUAGAAAAAACAGCACAACUACAUCACGGCUUCUCGUGGAGGAUGAUCAUCGAGUAUCAACAAACGAAGUGCAGCAAGUUGCUGAACAAGUAUCAACACACGAAGUAUCAACAAACGAGGACUCCUCCACGACCGUGAGACGGAUCACAGCAGCAGCAUAUCAACUGCAAAAGUGUCUGGGUCUGGAAGAGUGUAAGCUUGUCAUGCAGUUUUUCCAUGACCCAUCAGGUCUGGAAUGCGAGACCUAGCAUGACAGAGUCUGUGAGCUCUCUACCAUGCCUAUCCUGCGUGAGAAACUCCCUCCAAACUUGGUCGAAAGUGGACGGCCUUUGGCACUCAUGCAACACAGAUUCCUGCAUGAUUCGGAAUUAGCCUGACAAGUUCCAACCUUCCAGACCCAGACACUUUUGCAAUCCAUACAGCAGCAGGAACCGCUUCGCCAGAAGGAGGGCAUCAUCCUGACCUUGCUCACCAUCAGGACCACCACCACCCAGCAGAUGAAGUCGUCAACAUCCCCUUUGACUUUUCGGUGGAUACCAGCCACUACAAACCCCCCCGGACUCACCAAGAGUGGGUCGCGCUCCUGAACCGCGAGAGCCCGAAUUUUUCCCCCAAUAGCAUCCCCGCGAGUAGCCCGGCCCGGAGCUUGUGCAGGUACACAGGCCAACGAAGUUCUUGCUACCCAGGAGCUACCGCCGGGGACGAAAGUAGUUGUACCGAGAACGAGAAAACGGCGGUGGGCGGGCAUUCCCCGGGGGAUGAACUUGGUACUACGAGGACUAUGGGCACGACGCCGGGGCCGGCGAGGAGCAGUGUGAUUACAACUAUAUGGCCUGCUCAAACGUUACAAUCUCAAACGUUGCAAUAGAAUCUGGAAUUUGUCUUGCUUAUGAGCAUGACAGACUCGCAGACCAGUCCACUUUCUGCAACACAAAUUUCGGCAGAUUGUAGUGCGGUUUGGGGCUCCGGAACUUGCCACGCGCAGUCCUAUGAGACUUGGCUAGAUCAUGCACUCUUGCAUCACAGAUUUCCAUAUUCUAUUGUAACGUUUGAGAUUGUAACACCUGAGCGGGUUAUAAACUACCUCGGCAGUUUUUAUACCGGGAAGCCGGUCGGCGUGUAGCAGUAGGGCAACAAGUGUUGGACGCAUGAAGCACACCACCUCGCACCUGGUCUCUGAUCCCUCGAACCGCCUCCCGCCGAUCACCGAUGAGACUUUUGCGGACGGUAAAGCAUUGACGUUCGAGGACCUGCAGCAGCUUCCCUCCAUCCGGUCCAACCUCGUCGCGCAGCCGCGGAUUUCGGACGAAAUCAACAGCGAUCUGAUGAAGAAAGCGCUGGAGGGAAGUAGGUCGAUGAACAGACUUUCUCACGAGCAGAAACGGCGGCGGCGGAAGCGGUCCAAGAGGUUAAAAGAACAGAGCAACGAUUUAGUUGAACAGGAGCAACGAAGAAGUAGAAGAUGGAGCUUUGCGGAAGAUGAUCCUCGGACACCAGAAGGAGACCACGGCGAUAUUGAAAAUGCUACUGUGAAAAAAGAAACAGCGGCCGCGAGUGGAGCCACGUCGGGGCGGGAGGAGAUGAGGCAUCAACCCGAGGAGCACGAGCUGUCUGCUGCAGCUGGAGGAGGUGAGGACCACCUGCAGGGCACUACAAACGCAGACAACGGGGGCGUGACGGCAAGUAGUAUCAGAAGAAAAAAUCCCCCCUCCCCAUAUCGAGACGAAGUUUCUGAUGCUGGAUAUGCGUACACAAAUCAGAUUUGUCUUGCUGGAGAGGACUGCAGGCCUAUAAGGAAGCCUGAGUAGAGAGGUUUUGGGCUAGGCGCCGAGCAUCGCAAACGUCUAGUCUGUAGGGCCAACAGCAUCACAAACCGCCUGCAGAACGCGGCGGACCCUGUGGAGUUGUGUUCUGGCAAGACAGAGACGACUUGUGGCCACAAAUCAGCAUUGCAAAUUUUUUGAGACGGAGGGGGGAGUUUUCCUUUUGAUAAAUAGAACACGUCGACUCUCCAAGGAACUUUUCGACCAACGGCGGCAGAGAUAUGACCACAUGCAGACAUGUUCAUCUUCUCUGGAUGUGGUCUGGAAGACUACUGCCCACGUUUGUCAUGCCAUGUAUCUUUCGCACCACACAAAUGGCCGCCUGGAAUGCAUCCAAAAGCAUGAUUACUCAGGAAUUAUUGCGGGGGCUACAUGAAGAUCAAGCCUGUAAUAUUUGUAUUUCGCAUGAGAAACUUGCUCGUGGGAUGGCAAGAAAUGACAAGCUUAUAUUGGCGCGGCUCCAGCAGCUACACAGAAGAUUUUUGCGUGAUCCAGUAGACUUAGCAUCCUUCCAGACCACAUCUAGGGAAGAUAAUGUUUGCAAAAGUGCAUACGAGAGUUCUGAAGGACACACUGGAUGGGCUUGUCGCCGGGGGGAGAGAACCGCGAGCAGCGAGGGGUGGCCUUUAUUUGCGGGAACAAAUGAGCAGCAAUUCCAAUUCGACCGACGAGGACGACUUUUCGAACGACAGCAGCGGCUCUAGUGUCUGUUCGUCCCGCGAUGACCACACUGUGGACCACAGCCGCAGAUCGUCUUCUGGCACAGACUUCGAUGCCGAUGUGUCGGGGGACUUUGCGACUUUUUACCCGUCUACUUCGAGCGAGCGGGCUGUGGCUCCGCUCGCUCGCGAGCGGAGCAACAGCCAUAGUGCAGCGACCGCGGGGGCGGAGUCUGGGCAGGCUGAUCAAGAACGUCAUCAUCCCUCUACGACCAGGUGCGCGAGUUCUACUACUGCGUCACAAACAUUAGCACCCACCGGAACGGCUGCAGCACGUACGGUUCACUGCGGCCUUAUUUUUUGCGUUUUUACUUAGCGGAAUCCGGCGACACCGCCGGCGAGCAAUCAAAAGCGCCUCACAGCCGCGCCGCGAAGGCAUGUCUGUGACGUGCCCUGUUGAGCCGUCGCUGGGCCGCCCCCGCCUCUGUUGCCGCGCGCCGCCCCACCGCAUUGGCCUGCGCAUGCUGCCACGCGCGGACUCUCCGCUUGUGUUCGCUGCCCGGCCAGCGAAUGUAAAAUAAGACUUCCAUCUUCAUCCAGCAGCGAAUGUGAGAGAGUCGGUUUUUUUAUUCCGGCACUACUACUACUGAUUGGCUGCUGCCACUGAUUGGCUGCAGACUCGUAGGAGGCCCGUGCUUCUGGUCGGGGCGGGGCGCUCUACUGGUUGCGGGCGCCCGGUCUUCAAUGCUGCGGGGCGGUAGUGGCGCAGGUGUGAUGUCGUCGGGGGCCGCAGCGCGGUCUUUCCCGCAGGUCAGCGACCUGGCGUGGUCACUCUUGCCUGGGGGUGGAGGAGUCGUGUUCGGGGGCUGGUAGUGGGGUUCACCACCGCCAGGGCUGAGCGGGCGGUCGCACUGCACAGGGCCCAAAGUGAUCCCGCCUCUGCCCUUUUUCAUACUCGCCCGGGUGUGUAUGCAAAAAUAGCGAGCUAGGGCGAGGGCGAUCGAACAUGCCCGCGAGCAAAUGUUGGGCGCGGGGCUUUUUGGGCGGGCGUCUUUCUUACGUAACCUUGCACAUUCAGCGGCUUGGUGUGGUUUUUCGUUGUCCUCGUGGUAUAGGCAAGCGCAGCGGGUUAGCGCUGGUAGACGAGGUAGGAGCUUUUUGCUACACAUAGGCUUCCAGACGAGUUCGCCACGGAGUGUCUCUCUGUUGUGGUGGGUUUCUAGAGGAGUCUGGAAAUCACCAUCAACGCAAGGGUGUUGCAUGUGUUUCGGUCGCAGCAUUCUUGCAGUGCAGACAGCACACCCACACUUUCUGCGUUUAUGCCAUCAAAAAUAUAUCGCACGGAUUUUGUCAUCCGGGAUCGCAAAGAUGAUCGCAAACAUUGAAUGUUGGAAAUCGUUGAGGUCCAAACGUUGACUUCGAAACGUUGAGACUUUACCUUGACAACCAAAAACAUUAGCACCCACCGGAACGGCUGCAGCACGUACGGUUCACUGCGAAGAGUCAAUACCCUAUAUACUAUACGGCAAGAAAAUCGAUUGGCGUAAUAUUGCCCGAUUUCUACUAGUAAAAUCUUACUAGCAAGGAAAGCCCGAGAAUUUUACUAGUAGGCUGCGCUGCUAGUGAUCUUAUCGUGACAAGCAAGCAAAAAAACUACUAGUAAGCGUACUAGUAGAGAGUUUACUAGGAGAAAGCUUACUAGUAGAAAAAGAAAAAGAAAACUGCCGCGCGGGGUGGUUCGCCCCGGGGUUGCGCCACAAAGCUCGCCCGCGCUGCUGGCUUCCCUUGCCCCCUGUGGAGAAACUAGCGCCGAGCAAUUAGUACCUGUGUGGUCGCGCGGGACGUGGCGCUCGUUCCCGGGAAAAGGGGGCGCAGCCGUGGGAGGGCGAGCGCUUCUUUAUCUGACCGAGGGUGGCGCGGCGCGUGCUGCUGCGCCCGCAGGUGCCGGCGAAGGAACUCCCUCCGGGCCGGCCACGGUGCUGGGGAUGGCUUUGCGCGCACUUUGUGUGGGCCGGCAUGUUUUGCCUCGCGGGGGCGGCCCCCUGGUGUGGAUGCUCCCGCCGCCCUGCACAAAGAAAACGGAGACUUCUUUCGGUGCCCUGAAUGGUUAUCACACACAGCGCGCCCAGUCCCACUGUGCUGGCUGCACCUGGCUGGCUGGCCGGGUUCUUUGUCGUGCAGUUUCCGCAGCUGCGGUUCUGUGGGCCCCGUCAAAAGCAGCCCCGGGGCGUAACUAGAAUGAGGAGCAGCCGCCCGUAAGGCUCGCAACUUGGGGGGGUGCUCGCAAAUUGGGAACAUCCCGGAAGGCUCGUCCCCUCCCAAGGUGGGCUCGCCCCGGGUGUUCUUUCGAUCGGUUUCCCGGAGCUUCUCCUUCUCCUGGGGCCUGGGGCGAGCCGCUGUCGUGCCUUUGUCUUUCUCUAGGGCGGGGGCUCGGGCGCACUUAAUAAAAGCCCUGCGCCUGUAGAGUUUUCGCCCCCAGGAGAAUCCCCUCCCCUUCCCCGUGAGGACUGCAACCUUCCUAGUAGGAAAUCGGGCCCAUCGUUUCCUUGUCUACUCCAUACCUCUCCGGCGGUCGCGGAGCGACCGCCCGUGCUAGAUACUACGUCAAAAGCAUUAGCACCCACCGGAACGGCUGCAGCACGUACGGUUCACUGCGAAGAGGAUGCUACUAGCGCUCGGCUUAUGUCUUCAACGGUCGUUAGCGUACAGAAGGGUGAAUUUGCAGUGAAUUUGUAUUGCAUGGCUUGCCUUUGCAUUUAGUUAAAAGAGAAGUGCGCUGCGUAUGGACACGAGCCCAAGCAUCCCACACAGCGCGGAGGGCUGCUCAUCGCGUGGUGGCGCUUGCGGGACCGAAAGAAGUGGUCUUUCGAAGGCCCGCCGGGCUGUGUAGUGCGUAUUUAACGACCAGAGAAGGUGGAUCGGGGGGCUCUUAUUCUUCUGCGCGUCUGCCUCAGAAGUGCCUCUCCGGAAUGGUCGAAAGGGACGGAGGGCGACGCCUGAACACAGGGGCACUAGUUCAACACGUGCGCUCUCAUGAGUUGCGGUCGUGGCUUGGAAUUGGAUAUCUGGGAGUAGCCUCGGGUAAAAGGGAAGGCACGACUCGGCCACGGGCACUAGCUUGCUUCGCCUGCUGUGCUCGGCUUACAACUCCCCAGGUGUGUUUUUGCCUCCGGAGAAACUCUUUUUCGACGUGGCUCCCAGGUCAAGAAUUCUCUUGGUGAAUUUUGAAGGUUGUUGUUUUUGGGACACUUUUUUGAAGCCGCAAAACCCGGAGUUUCCCAUGCGCUAGCGAAUUUUGAACAGGAGCCGGAUUUCAAAAUUCACCGGCGCCCUUUUCAAAAUUCACCCCAAAACUCACCGGGCGCCCCUUUUCGACCGUGAUAAGCAAACUUUAGCGCAGAAAAGUGCUCAAAAAAGUCCGCAAAUAGGCCCUAGGAAUUGGCGCCGAGGGGAAAAGACAAGCGCCCUCUGCUGCCCUCAGCCCGCCUAUAUUCUGCCGAAAAGACCGGGAGAGUUCACGCGCCUGCCGGAUAGACGCGUCAAAGCUCUCGGCCUGGUCCUUUCGCCCUUGCUUUCGCGCCUUCAUCUUGCCUAUGUUAUGUGCUCCGGAGCCCUUAUGUUUGGCGUCUUUGCUGUGGCUGUUGCAGUGUUGUGCCCUUAUGCGAGCACAGGGAGACGAAAAGAUAUGGGCAAAGAACGACGCCCAGGCCAUGUCUAGAAGCCGCCCGCCGCAUAAGCCUUGACAACUUCCGCGGUCGGUGUGCAGAACCCACUUCCCAGAAGGGCAAGAGGGACAACGCCCCGCCGGACUCAUCUGCACUUUGUCAUGCAAAAUUCACUACAAAUUCGCCACUUCUCAUGCUAACGGGUGUGAAAGCUCCGGAACAACGGCUGCAGCACGUACGGUUCACUGCGAAGAGGAUGCUACUAGCGCCCGGCAUCGCGGUGUCGACGCUUCAACACCCUCCAACCAGGUCGACACAGUACUACUACACGCAAAAGAACUACAGCAGCGCACGUACAGUACACACGAGGUGGAUGAACGGGGUUCUUGCACUCUCUCGUCUCGACACCGCGGUGGUGCAAAGAACCUCCCCGUCGCGUCGACGUCCAGCUUUCUUCUUGAAACGAGCGGGCGGACCGGUCCGCAAGAACUCCAAGCUGCUUCUUCGCUUAGUGCUGCUGCCACUGCUGCUGCUGCUGCUGCUGCAAGAACUGGAAAAAGUAUUAUUAAGCCGAGCAAGCGCUUUAGCUUUACAACGAGUACGUCUACUGCGCUGUCGGAAAAAAAUUUCUGUCCUACUGGAACGGCAGUGACGAGCAGGCUUCGGUCUCUAACCUACUCGGGCGACAAAAUGCCGAGCGAUUAUUCCCUAUCAAAUGUAAAAAUGUCUGGGUCUGGAAGAUUCUGAGACUUGUCAUGCAUGUUUUGCAUUGGCCAUGAUGUCUGUGAUGCAUGCCCUAGCAUCACAGAUUUCUUGAGGGCUUCGCGAUGCCUGUUCCGCAUGACAAAUGCCCUGUCCGCGUAGCAAAAGAUGCGUUCCUUUAUUUGCUGCUCAUGCAAUACAGAUUUUUUGGAAAUCCAAAUUCAGCAUCACAAGUUGCAUUCUUCCAGACCCAGACAUUUUUACAUUUGAUAUUCCCUGGCCCGGAGCGCCUCCGAUGCGGAGGUCCUGGGGGGCACUGUUUAUUCAAGGAGAGGGCCCAUGACGUCCUUGUCGGGUAGAAGUGGUGCGACUAUCCUGUGCAAAAGUAUCGUACUCGUAUUGCAAUCAUGCAUUGCAAAUCCUUUUGUUAAGGUAUAUCCGCAUUACAAAUUUGAUUUCUCAUCAUGCUGAGGAAAUUUGUAAUGCAUUUAUACGAGUGCGAUACUUUUGCAGUUCAUAGCAACCGCUUGCAGUUUGUUCGACGAGGACCUCGCUCGCUUCGACCUAUCCAGGUCAUCGUCAUCAUCGUCGUCAUCAUCCCAGACGAGGGCCGCGAGAAAUUAUAACACGUUGUCCUACCAGGGGCGAAGUUUGAGCUCGAGAAGCGCUACAACUCGGAUGACGCUAACCAGGUAAUACAGAAACAAAAUUUUUACCCGAAAAUUUUCGCGAUUUGGUCCUGUGUUGCAAAGUACUUUGUUCGGAAAUAAAUGCGGUCGCAGAUGAUGCACCAUGACCAUGGGUAGCGUUCUUAUUGCGAAAGAUUGAUACAGUGAUUUCGAUCAUGCAAAGUACUAGUACUUCGAAAAAACAAUCAGCAUGAAAGCUACAAAACUUCGCUAUAAUUUUUACCGCAGGCGUAUCACACAGAAAGAAGCAGGCAGGUCAUAAAAACUGUAAUGCAAAAAUAAACACACAAAAAAAAAUGUGUUGCGCAUCCUAAGUAAACAGCAUGCUAUGGGGCCGCCCAUGACAAAUUUUAGUGUGUAUUUAUUUUUGCAUCACAAAUAAUGAUCGGCCCUGCCUGCUUUUUUCUCUGGCAUAAGGCGCAUCAGCGAGGAACGGGAUCAGUCGGAGACUAAGUGUGGGCCGAUUCUGGAUAUGCAUUGCAAACACCGAUCUGGGUCUGGAUUUGUGAUGCGAAAGAAUCUGAAGGAGAGCAUGAUCUGUAAUGCAUGGAUAGGACGAGUGGGCAGAACCAGAAGUCCUUUCGUGGUGGAUGUUGAAAGGGUGUCAUGCUAA